Molecule: messenger RNA, 2214 nt
Organism: Necator americanus (New World hookworm)
Lineage: Eukaryota; Metazoa; Nematoda; Chromadorea; Rhabditida; Ancylostomatidae
Exons: 11
Coding region: 1-2214 (737 amino acids)
Biological process (GO): protein processing
Cellular component (GO): plasma membrane
Molecular function (GO): metalloendopeptidase activity
Source: RefSeq, a predicted model, not a curated record
AUGUCACAGUAUUCGCCGUCCUUCGGCAAGUCACCGCUGCCAUCGCCACCAGCACCAAUUGCUGAGUCCGAAUUAGACAUCUCGGAAUACAGUCCUGAAAAUUUGAGAGCACAGCCAUUAGAAGAAGAAGUCCUCAAAGUUCUCGAAAGCACACGGAAUGGUCACGAUGUUCAUCGAGCUGAGCCGUGCAAAGCAUCGCCAAGCAUCCCUAUACGCCCACUUCCUGUGCCCUUCGAGCCAUCCACCCAUGAAAGAAAGUGCUCAAGAUGCAAUAUUUCUCUCGGAGUACUGCUUACAGUGUUCCUCAUACUGAGUGUAGCAUUGUUUAUUGUAUGGGCCGUCACAAGCAAUGGAUUCUCCAGUCUAGGCGGUGCUGCGGUUUGCACCUCUAGAGACUGUAUCGAUACUGCUUUCCGUUUCACAAACUCUAUCGACGGUGCUCUGAAUCCUUGCGAUAAUUUUUACCGACAUUCUUGUGGCAAAUUUCACCGACAAGAUCUAGAAAAACAGAAGAAUUUUGUGGAAAUACAGACAGAUGCUACUCGACAUGCCCUGUAUGGGCUUUUGUCAACCACUGACGCAAACGAUACCAGCAAGACAGCUAGGAUGGCUCGAAAUUUGUUCUUAUCUUGCACGAAUACUACUCAAAGGUCAAGUGCCGGCUACACACCUCUUCUGGAUACACUGAAGAAUUUACCGUGUGGCCCAAUAUUGGCGGGAUGUAAUUUUAAUAGCACAUUGUAUAUAUGGGAACGCCACAGUGGUGUGUUGGGCUGGUAUGCUGGAAAGUUCAACUUGAUCGUUUUUGGAACAAAUGUCCAUCCACAAGAUCGAACUCAGAUCACAUUACAAUUUCGUCCACCUGAACUCUCCGGAAUUAUCAAUCCUAUUCGUGAAAAGCUUAUACGUCUUGCGAAUCCAGGACCAACAGAGAUUGACACCCUUCUACAAGUGCAACUGAGACAGAAUCUCGCCAGAAGCCCUCUUUUUAUAUUAAUGGAGCCCGACGACAAGAAACGACAGACUAUGCUUGACGAAGUAGCGCAACUCAUGGUUGAAGUCAAUAAGAUUGCCACUGUGACAUCAUCAAAUAUCACCGACAUGACAUUUGAGGAGCUUGUGAAGAGAGUAUUAAAGUCUGUCGUCAAUCUUGUCGAUUCUCAAGAGAUCCUGUCACCUCGUCUGGCCAUUCUUCGCCUCCGCCCUCUGCGCCAAAAACCCAUCAGUAUCAUCAACUGCUACUCACCAAUAUCAGCAGCUGAUGAACCCGAAUUAGACGCAUUUUACGAGGAGCUGGAGGAGGUAAUCCGCAACGAGAAGUCCUUCUACAAAUUCGUUGUCGGAGACUUCAACGCAAAACUAGGAAAGACCACAGAAGAGGAAUACAGGAUUGGAAGAAGACCAGGGGACCUGAAUGAAAAUGGCAAAUGUCUCGCCAGGCUAUUGUCCGCCGCUCUCCUCUUUCAUGGGAACUCUCUUUUCAUGAAAAAGAUCAUCGUCGGUGGACAUGAGAAUCGCCCAAUGACUCGUGCGGAGAUCGACCACAUACUCACCAACCGGAGGUGGUGUCUAUUCGACGUCUCAGCAGUAUCAUCCUUUUGUAGUGGUUCUGAUCACCGUCUCCUUCCUGCGAAAAUACGGUCUAGCCACACGAUGGAAAAGAACAUCUGUUAUCGGCAACGAAGGAGAAAAGAAGUCGAGGAUUGCGUACUAGAGGACUCCUUGUCCCAAGGUGACUGGCACAUCGAGGAGGACCCACACGUGGACUAUGAGAUGCUGUUCAGGGGAUUACGAGUCUGUGCUGAGCGUGCCUCGAAACCACGCACGACAAACUUGGAUCGAAUUCCGAAGAACACCAAGGAAUUGUUGGAAAGAAGAAGGGUUUUGAGGCUUGAUCCGAAUGCAUCGCACCUUGAGCGGUUAGUAGCAAACACUAGCUGCAGAAAAGCGUUGCAGGAGGACCUUUUGAAUUACAAGCAAAAGAUUCUGGAAGCAGCACAAAGAAAAAUGAGUCUAAAGAUAUGCUGCCGGGAUCUCCGGGAAUAUAAUAUUCCGCUUGCAGCCUUGCUGACCGAAGACGGAACUCGCGCGCCUUCUCAUUGUGAGAUGGAAAUCAUCACGGAGAGGUUCUACUCGAACCAUUUCCGUUCAUCAACACCUGUGUCAAGCUCGAUCAUUCCCACUGGUGAAGCUCCACCACCAAUUCUCCCGUAG